AUGUUCGUCAAGAAGCUGGCGGGCUUCCCCCGUCUGCUGCUGGCCGGCAACCCGACCAAGUACGAGGUGUGUGUGCUGCUGACCGGCAUCGUGGCGGCCAUUGGGUCGGGCGUGCCCUUCCCCAUCAUCGGUAUCAUCUUCGGUCAACUCCUGGACGACUUCAACACCAUCUCGUGUGACCACCCCGAAACCACCAGCGAGCGCGACUCCGACCAAGGCGGCAUCAACCACGAGAUCCUGCUGAUCGUCUACCUGGGCAUCGCGCAGUUCGUGCUCAUCUACAUCCACCUGACCUGCUGGACGCUGUCCGGGGCCCGCCUCGCUCAACGGCUCCGCGAGAAAUACCUACGCAACCUCCUCCGCCAGGAGCCCUCGUACUUCGACAACCUGCCUCCCGGCGAGGUGGCCUCACGGCUCAGCAGCGACAUCCAGACCAUUCGCUCCGGUACCUCCGAGAAAGUCGGCAUCGUGCUGGCCAGCCUGUCGUUCUUCGUGACCGCGUACAUCGUCGCCUUCAUCAAGGACUGGAAGCUGGCCGCCGAGCUCCUGUCGCUGAUCCCGGCCUACUUCCUCAUGUCGUUCAUCGGCAGCCACUACAUCGAGAAAUACUCCAGCGCCAUGUCCGACUACGCCGCCACCGCCGCCUCCAUCGCCUCCGAGGCCCUCAACAACAUCGUCGUCGUGCAGGCCUUCGGCGCCAACACCCGUCUGGAGCAGAAGUUCGCGGGCGCGCUCAAGUCCGCCGAGACGCAGGGGCUCAAGAAGGCCACCGCGGUAGGCAUCCAGGCCGGGUUCCUGUACUUCAUCGCCUACUCGGCCAACGGUCUGGCGUUCUGGCAGGGUGCCAAGCAGGUGGCCGCCCACGUCCGUGACGGCACCAGCGGCAUCAGCGUCGGCGCCGUCUUCACCGUCAUCUUCAUUCUGGUCGAGGCCACCCUGCUGCUCAGCCAGGUCGCCCCGUUUCUGCAUCUGUUCGUCGCCGGCGUCGCCUCCUACGAGAAGCUGCGCGAGGACAUGGACCGCACCCCGCUGAUCGACGCCACCACCGACGCCGGUCUGCGUCUGACCGACCGCCACGCCGACGGCGGCUUCGAGUUCAAGGACGUCUCCUUCGUCUACCCCUCGCGCCCCGAGAUCACCGUCCUCGACAAGAUCAAUUUGCUCAUCCCGGCCAAGAAGCACACCGCGCUGGUCGGGCUGUCCGGCAGCGGCAAGUCGACCAUCGCGGGCUUGGUGACGCGACUGUACGAUCCCACCGAGGGCCAGAUCCUGUUCGACGGCCACGACCUGCGCGAGAUCAACACGCGCGACCUGCGCAGCUACCUCAGUCUGGUGCAGCAGGAGCCCUCGCUGCUGGACCGCUCGUUGCUGGAGAACAUCGCGCAUGGACUGAUGAACUCGAGUAACCCGGAGCACGCACGCUUCAAGGCGACGCUGCUGACGCCACAGCUGGGCGAGCUGGCGGCCGAGGUGCGCGAGGGCCACGAACUGCUGGCGGCGGCGACGCAGCGCGGCGGCGAGGUGCUGGAGAUCGUGCAGAUGGUGCAGCAGGCGGCGACGCUGGCGGACGCGCACUCGUUCAUCAGCGCGCUGCAGCACGGCUACGGCACGCUGGUGGGCUCCAGCGGCCGGCUGAUCAGCGGUGGCCAGAAGCAGCGCGUGUCGCUGGCGCGCGCCCUGAUCAAGGACCCCGCCGUGCUGAUCCUCGACGAGGCCACCGCCUCGCUGGACUCGCGCUCCGAGCAGCGCAUCCAGCGCGCCAUCAACGGCAUCGCCUCCGGCCGCACCAUGAUCACCAUCGCCCACCGCCUCUCCACCAUCACGUCCGCCGACAACAUCGUCGUCAUGCACAAGGGCACCAUCGUCGAGCAGGGCGACCACGCCACGCUCAUGGCCCGCGGCGGCGCCUACGCCGACCUCGUCAAGCUGCAGGGCAUGUCGUCCGCCAGCGACAAGGACGACGCCCCCGCCGCCGCCGCCGCCGACACCGCCAGCCGGUCCGACCAGCCCUCGUUGACAGACGUCGAAAUCGACGCCGAGAAGGCCAGCCUGGCUGAUCCCGCGGAGAAGUCGCCCGUCGUGCACGAGACCCCUGCCCCCAACACCUCCUCCCCGUCCUCCGGCGAAGAGGCCGACCCGGAGGAACUCGCCACCCCGAAGAAGUCCCUGUGGGCGCUAGCCAAGGGUUACGCGCCGGCGCUCCGUCCGCACCUCCUGUACAUCCUGCUCGCGCUGAUCGGGUCCGCCAUCGUCGGCGGCGCGUUCUCGGGCGAGGCGGUGAUCUUCGGUAACACGGUGGCCAGUCUGAAUCCGUGCGAGGGCGCGUCGAGCAUCAGCGACAGCGGCAACUUCUACGGACUGAUGUUCUUCAUCCUGGCGAUCAUCGAGUUCUUCGCCAACGUGGUCAGCUGGGCCGGGUUUGGGCGCAUCUCGGAGAAGAUCGUGUACACGGUGCGGGUGCUGUCGUUCCGGGCGCUGUUCGAGCAGGACCUGCAGUGGCACCAGAGCGAGGGUCGCACGCCGGCGCUGCUGCUGUCGUUUAUCACGCGCGACGGACAGGCGCUGGCGGGACUGAGCGGGUCGGUGGUCGGCACGCUGAUCUCGAUCACGAUCAACCUGAUUGCGGCCAUCGUCAUGACGCACAUCAUCGCGUGGCGCAUCGCGCUGGUGUGUCUGGCGCUGGUGCCGCUGCUGCUGGGCGCCGGGCUGAUGGAGCUGCGCGUGCUGGGCCAGUUCGAGGAGAAGCACGAGACCGCCUACACCAAGUCCGUCGACAUCGGCGUCGAGGCCAUCUCCUCCAUCAAGGCCGUCGCCUCCCUCGCCCUCGAGGACCUCACCCUGCGCACCUACCGCCGCUCGCUCAAGGGCCCCCGCAAGGAAACCCUGCAGGUCACCCUGCAGGCCAGCUUCUGGCAGGCCAUGACCUAUUUCCUGGGGAACAUGGUCAACGCCCUGGCCUACUGGUGGGGCGCCAAGCAGAUCAUCCUGGGCAACUACACCCAGACCCAGUUCCUGAUCGUCGUGUUCUCGCUGCUGGUCAGCGCCCUGCUGUGGAGUCAGAUGUUCGCGCUGGCCCCCGAGCUGUCGGCCUCCAAGGCCGCCAUGGCGCGCAUUCUGGGGCUGAUUGAGAUCGGCUCGGACAAGAUGCGCGGCAACGUCGACCGGCUGCCGCCGUCGCUUGGGACGGACGUGGAGUCGUCCUCCGCCACCACUGAAAAGCACGUCCCCGGCGGCGCCGGCGGCGCAUCGACGGUGCAGCUGCGCGACGUGCACUUCGCGUACCCGGCGCGGCCGGACAUCAAGGUGCUGAACGGGCUGACGCUGACGAUCCCGGCGGGCAAGUUUGCGGCGCUGGUGGGCCCGUCGGGGGCGGGCAAGUCGACGAUCAUCUCGCUGGUGGAGCGACUGUACCGGCCGGCGCAGGGGGCGGUGGUGGUGGACGGGCUGGACGUGACGCAGACGCGCGGCGUGGCCUUCCGCGACUCGAUCUCGCUGGUGCCGCAGGAGAGCGUGCUGUUCGAGGGCACCAUCGAGUUCAACAUCGCGCUGGGCGCGCCCCCGGGCGUCGACGUCUCACUCGACGACAUCCACGACGCCUGCAAGCUGGCCAACAUCCACGAUACCAUCAUGGCCCUUCCCGACGGCUAUCAGACCCUCUGCGGGCCCUCCGGGAGCCAGUUCUCCGGCGGCCAGAAGCAGCGGCUCUCCAUCGCGCGCGCCCUCGUCCGUAAGCCGAAGCUGUUGAUCCUCGAUGAGUCUACCAGUGCCCUGGACGCUGAGUCCGAGAAGUUGCUGCAGGAUGGGCUCGAGCGAGCGGCGAAGGGGAUUACGGUGGUUGCUAUCGCGCAUCGUCUGAAUACCAUCCGCAAGGCCGAUGUCAUCUUCCUCAUUGAGGCCGGCCGCUGCGUCGAUAGUGGCUCCCAUGAGGAGUUGUUGGUGCGCUCCGAGAGUUAUCGCGCCAAUGUGCUGCAUCAGACUGUUGCAAUAGAUCUUUCGUUCAUGUUGUUUGAGACAUGUGGAAUAUUCCAAGGGGAGCUGCCUAACACCGCAGGUAGUUUAGAGAGACGUCUUGUCUUUAUCGUGCUGUAUGUACAGAGGGAAGUACAGUACUUCCUCCCGCACAACAAAAACCACAGUCCAGGCUAG
Molecule: messenger RNA, 4146 nt
Organism: Aspergillus homomorphus CBS 101889
Lineage: Eukaryota; Fungi; Ascomycota; Eurotiomycetes; Eurotiales; Aspergillaceae
Product: ABC transporter ATP-binding protein
Exons: 4
Coding region: 1-4146 (1381 amino acids)
Biological process (GO): transmembrane transport
Cellular component (GO): membrane
Molecular function (GO): ATP hydrolysis activity; ATP binding; ABC-type transporter activity
Source: RefSeq, a predicted model, not a curated record